AUGCUGUUUACAACUGACGAAGAGAUUACCCAAUUCGGAGGUAAGCUACUCAAGUUGACUCAUGAGUCACUGGUGACGAAGACAUCCAUGAAUGUCAACGUAUUUUUCCCACCAUCUACAACCUCAUCAUCUGUUCCUGUAUUGGUAUAUUUAUCUGGCUUAACAUGUACUCCUAAUAACGCUACUGAAAAGUCAUUCUGGCAAUAUUUUGCUUCUAAAUACGGUUUUGCUGUUGUAUUCCCUGAUACUUCUCCCCGUGGGGCCAAUAUCGAAGGUGAAAAUGAAAGUUAUGACUUUGGUACGGGAGCUGGAUUCUAUGUCGAUGCUACCCAAGAACCUUGGAGUCACAAUUAUAACAUGUACUCCUAUGUUCAUGGAGAAUUGCAAGAAAAGUUAGCACAACAAUUCAAUCAAUUGAACUUCAAUAAUGUAUCAAUAACAGGUCAUUCCAUGGGAGGGUAUGGUGCCUUAUCUGGGUUCUUCAAGAAUCCAGGUAAAUAUAAGUCUGUUAGUGCAUUUGCACCUAUUUCCAACCCUUCUACAUGCGCUUGGGGUGAAAAAUGCUUUGGUAGAUAUUUGGGUGAAGAUAAGAGCUUAUGGAGUAGUUAUGAUCCAACAGAGUUGAUCAAAUCAUACACCGAUUGCAAUCAACCGGACAUUUUGAUCCACCAAGGUGCCAAGGAUCCUUUCUAUUGGAGGGACCAUCAGUUGCAACCCGAGAACUUUGUUAAGGCAGCUGAAGAGCUGGGUUACAAGGGUAAGGUGUUGUUGAAUAUUGUUGAUGGCUAUGACCACUCUUACUUCUUCAUCAGUUCAUUUGUUGAAGACCAUGCCAAACACCACAUAAAAUACCUUGGUCUAGAAUAA
Molecule: messenger RNA, 867 nt
Organism: Lizanozyma spartinae
Lineage: Eukaryota; Fungi; Ascomycota; Pichiomycetes; Serinales; Debaryomycetaceae
Product: S-formylglutathione hydrolase
Exons: 1
Coding region: 1-867 (288 amino acids)
Biological process (GO): formaldehyde catabolic process
Cellular component (GO): cytosol
Molecular function (GO): S-formylglutathione hydrolase activity
Source: RefSeq, a predicted model, not a curated record